This is a messenger RNA of Fusarium poae, 741 nucleotides long. RefSeq lists its product as uncharacterized. The coding region runs from base 1 to 741 and encodes 246 amino acids. Lineage: Eukaryota; Fungi; Ascomycota; Sordariomycetes; Hypocreales; Nectriaceae. The transcript has a single exon. The record is from RefSeq and is a predicted model, not a curated record.
AUGAAUCCUCCUCUUGAACUCUUCGUCCUCUCAUGGGGUGUUUACCCGCGCCGAGUUCUCAUCUACCUUGCCGAAAAAGGCCUUCUCAACUCACCUCUCAUCAAGAUCACUGAAGUGACGGUCGACAACGGAAAGCUAUUUGCUCCUGGAAAACCAAGCGGUACAGCUCCCGUGCUACGACUUCCUGACGGGUCAUUCAUCAAGCAAUCGGUCGCGAUCCUCGGGUACUUUGAAGAUACUUGCCAGCAUCCCAAAGAGGAUUGGGAAGUUGAACUGGUCAAGAACGCCAACGGCAGUAUGCUCGGAGACACGGCGGCAGAAAGAGGCCGAGUUCGAGACAUGUUGUCUCUCGCAGACGAAAUCACCAGCCAGUUCGGUUUUGCUUGUCAUAAAGGCUCUGUGUUGUUCCAGACAGUCGAGGAAACGCAUCCUAUCACCGCAAAACUUAUUCUUGAGUAUUGCUACAAGAACUUGAGACUGUUAGACAAGUACUACGAAGAUGAUGGACGUUUGAGACGUAGCAGCGAUGAUGAUAGGGCUAAUAUCGCCGAUUGCGUGUUGUAUUCGGUCUUGCACUUUGCCAAAGACUUGUACCGUUUGGACCUUCUGUCCGAUCCUGAGUUGGUCAACUUGCGAGCUUUUUACGAAUGGUUUGGGAAGAGGGAGAGUGUUCAGGUGGAUGAUGACCAUUUCCCAGGGUGGAUUCAAGAACUAGCUAGCCAGUGGCUUGCUGUAGAAUAA